Molecule: messenger RNA, 324 nt
Organism: Acanthoscelides obtectus
Lineage: Eukaryota; Metazoa; Arthropoda; Insecta; Coleoptera; Chrysomelidae
Source: the annotation of a GenBank genome assembly
AUGGAUACAAACCGUAACAGCUCAACUUCGGCUUCAGCUCUGGACACUGCUGCGCGAUAUGACAAAAAAGGAGAAACAAACAUUGCGAUGCACAAUAUUGAAGGUGCGGAAGGGGAUGCAAAGAUGGGAACAAUACCGUCCCUCUUCAGUCUACACUGUUCUCAUCGUACAGCGAAUGUAGGACAAGAUGAAUGUCACAGAAACAGGCAAAAAAGAAAAGCUGUAGUACUGUUUACAGAAGAGAUUGAAGGGAUGAUUCUGAAGGAGAAGCAGAAUCCAGUCGUAUAUGACCAUAUUGAUAAUCUAGAGGCAUUGAAGUAUUAA